Daktulosphaira vitifoliae (grape phylloxera) is the source of this 1989-nucleotide messenger RNA. It is a transcript of the gene Snx6, whose product is annotated as sorting nexin-6. The record is from RefSeq and is a predicted model, not a curated record. Bases 420 to 1715 code for a protein of 431 amino acids. NCBI's taxonomy places the organism in Eukaryota, Metazoa, Arthropoda, Insecta, Hemiptera, Phylloxeridae. Gene Ontology annotation, biological process: phagosome-lysosome fusion involved in apoptotic cell clearance. Gene Ontology annotation, molecular function: phosphatidylinositol binding. The transcript is spliced from 13 exons.
CAACAAUCGAACAAUAAUGUGGGCGUGUAUAUGCCGCUUAUCAGUUACAGAGUCCAGAAACUAUUUUGAUUUGCACAUAUUUUGAGUCAAUUCCAUGAUCCUUUUAAUUGUUCUGUCAUUAUUCAAAUUAUUCCGGUAGAAUAAGAAAUUUGUUAUUAAAUAAGUUUAAUGGAAUAUUUUAUAAAUAUAUCUUGUUUAAUAUAAUUUUUUAAGUAUUAAAAAUUUUUAACCCAGUGGAAUAAAAAGUAUUUAUUAUUAUUAACAUUGUAAUUGAAUUUAUUUACGACUUUUUUUAUAAUAGUCAAACUAGUUUUCGUUUAAAUUAAUUAUUUCUCAAUUACUGAAAUUUUUUUUUGUUAUCGAAUUAAAUUUUUAAGUUGUAAAUAAAAUAAAUAAUUUAGCCAUCUACAAUCACCAAGAUGCUGUCGGAUGAACUAGAUACAGAAGAAAACCAUUCUCCAAAUGAUUUAGUUAAUGAAGAUUUACUAAAUGAGGGAAAUAAUUCUGAAAAUGUGGAUUUGAGUGAUAAUUCCCUUCAAGUUGUUAUAUCUGAUGCUUUAAGUGAAAAAGAUAGAGUAAAGUUCACUGUUCUUUCAAAGACAACAUUGCCAGAUUUUCAAAAAUCAGAAUUUUCUGUUGUAAGACAACAUGAAGAAUUUAUUUGGUUACAUGAUCAAUUUGAAGAAAAUGAGGAUUAUGCUGGCUACAUUAUUCCACCAGCUCCACCACGUCCAGAUUUUGAUUCAUCAAGAGAAAAAUUACAAAAACUCGGUGAAGGAGAAGGUACUAUGACUAAAGAAGAGUUUAUGAAAAUGAAAAAAGAAUUAGAAGCUGAAUAUUUAGCUACAUUUAAAAAAACUGUUGCUAUGCAUGAAAUGUUUCUUUCAAGACUCGCCCAACAUCCAGUAUUUCGUUAUGAUACAAAUUUUAGAGUAUUUCUUGAAUAUGAUCAAGAUUUAGCUGUUCGUACUAAAAACAAAAAGGAGUUAUUUGAGGAAAUUAUGAAAUCAUUAUCAAAAACAACAGACGAAUAUCUACUUUCGGCUACAGUUAGAGAUGUAAAUGACUUCUUUGAACAAGAAAAAAACUUUCUCAUUGACUAUUAUGGUCAUUUGAAAGAUGCUACUAUGAAAUCAGAUAAAAUGGUUAACAAACAUAAAGAUGUUGCUGAUUCUUAUAUUAAGAUAUCAUCAUAUUUGGUUCAAUUAUCUACUUUUGAUCAUAGAGAACUGGAUUGGUUUUUAAAUAGAUUUUCUGAAACAUUAGAAAAAUUAAGGAAGGUUGAAGGACGAGUAGCAUCUGACGAAGACCUUAAACUUUCAGAUACUUUACGGUAUUAUGUCGGUGAUUCAUUUGCUGCUAAAAGACUUUUAUAUAGGCGACUACGGUGUUUAGCUAAUUAUGAAGCAGCAAAUCGUAAUUUAGAAAAAGCAAGAGCAAAAAAUAGAGAUGUUCAUGCUGCUCAAGAAAUAAUUGAUGCUGAAACAGCACAACAAUUAUCCUGUGAGAAAUUUGAAGUGAUGUCUGAUAAAGGAAAAGAAGAAUUAAUUGAUUUCAAAGCUAGAAGAGUGUCUACAUUUAAUAAAAAUUUAUUAGAGCUUGCUGAAUGGGAAAUUAAACAUGCUCAGCAUCAAAUAGAUAUUUUAAAAACUAGCCUUGAAAUAAUAAACAGUGAAGAAAAAAAAACUUCUUUAAAUGUUGAAGUAUUAUCGUAAAGAAGUUAGUAAUGUCUUGCCUAUAGAAUGACUUGUUUUGUUGAUGUUAACUUGAUGCAGCAUAUAUACCAAAAUUUGUAUCAUUUGUAUCACAUUAUAAUGUCUUAUGUAUUAGUUUUUUUUUUUUAUUUGAAUUAUCGAUUUUAUUUUAUUUGAUAAUCUAUCAAAACAAAACAAAAAAAUAAAGAUUCAAAAGUGUCAAUCUAUUGAAAAAUAUGUAUAUUAAAUUAUAGUUUUAUAACAUAUAUUUAUAAAUAUUUAAUAUAAUUUUGCA